AGGAAAGACAGCGAGUCCACCACUCUCGCCUCCUCCAUUGCCAAAGUCGAUUCGGCGUCCUGAUCGCCCGAUCUCCUCUUCCCGUCUUCUUAGCCUUCCUCUUUCCUUCAUCUCUCUUCUCACUCUCCUCUCUGACACCAUCUCAUUGUUUGGCCAUCGCAGAAGCAUCCCGCAUUGCAGCACGUUCUUGCCACCACGUUCCGCAAGAAGUCGAAACAAUCGAUUAUAGAACACAAAAAACAAAAGAAAAUCAACCGCUGCAAUAAUUCGGUGGAUCUGGAAGGAUAAAUCCCCAUCCGGUACUCACCAACACUUAUAUCUCCGGAGUCUAUUGCAUACCACGUUCGCCGUUUGAACUGUCUUGCGGUCAGCCACCCUAUGUCAGGAACCAUGUAUGACGACCAAUAUUAUGCGGCCUCGCGUCGCCACUCUCUCGUCACUCCCCCACCCUCGAUGACGCCGCGACACACUCGUGGUCGCAGCCAGAGUGUCCGAGUGAGCAAUGGGACGGCUAGCACCAACACCAGCGUGUCCAGCGGCAAGAUGUCUGAGAACACCAACAUUACGCAGCCACCCGCCUAUUCGAAGAAGUUUGUCGUGGUGGGUGACGGGGGCUGUGGCAAAACAUGUCUGUUGAUCAGUUAUUCCCAAGGAUACUUUCCAGAGAAAUACGUCCCGACCGUCUUCGAAAACUACAUCACGCAGACCAUCCACCGCCCGUCCGGGAAAUCCGUCGAGUUAGCCCUCUGGGAUACUGCUGGCCAGGAAGAGUACGACCGACUGCGCCCGCUCUCCUACCCCGAGACGGACCUCCUGUUUGUGUGUUUUGCGAUCGAUUGCCCAGCUUCUUUGGAGAAUGUGAUGGAUAAGUGGUACCCGGAAGUCCUCCAUUUCUGCCCAACAACACCCAUCAUCCUCGUGGGGUUGAAGUGCGACCUGAGAGAUAAGCGGACGUGCAUCGAGCUCCUCAAGACCCAAGGCCUGACACCGGUGUCGCCAGAGCAGGGCCAGGCCGUCGCGCAGAGAAUGAACGCCUCUUACAUCGAGUGCAGCAGCAAGGAGAUGCGGGGCGUGCACGGGGUCUUCGACAUGGCCGUCGACACAGUCGUCUCCACGGAGGAGCAAGGCUGGGAAGACCACCGGCAGAGCUUCAGCGCCCACGGCACAACGACAGGUGGACGCAAGAUGGGCGGCGGCCGAUCGAAGAAGGUCAAGAAGCGCACCUGCAAGAUCCUGUGAUGUGGACCUUUUCUUUUUAUGAUGUUUUCGAUAUGACAUUGCCGACUCAACAGCCUGGAUGCUUUGACGGUAUACUAUUCCACGAUCCAGCGUGAACGUGGGGAUGACUUAAGUGACCAUUCACGUUUCCUUUCUGUUUCUGCUUUUGGGACGGCGGCUUUUUCUCUUCUUCUUGAUUUAUUCCCUCAAUUGCUUGUUCUUGUUAUACCUUCCCACGACUGUCUCCAUACACGACCCUUUCCUAAUCCGUUCCUGUUUCUGCUUGGUUUUGGCGAUCCACCCGUCCAUGCGCAAGCCGAUGAUGUAUGUCUGUUACGAACCAGCAAGCCUUUGCAUGCAUGGGAUGGGUGUUUCCUGGCGCAAUGAUCCCAUGUAAUGAGUACAAAAUGCCAUCAUGUUAUUUGAGUUCU
Messenger RNA from Aspergillus candidus, 1649 nucleotides. Its product is annotated as Rho4-like protein. The record is from RefSeq and is a predicted model, not a curated record. Gene Ontology annotation, biological process: small GTPase-mediated signal transduction. The transcript has 3 exons. Bases 379 to 1239 code for a protein of 286 amino acids. NCBI's taxonomy places the organism in Eukaryota, Fungi, Ascomycota, Eurotiomycetes, Eurotiales, Aspergillaceae. Gene Ontology annotation, molecular function: GTP binding; GTPase activity.